AUGCUCGAUUUUGGGUAUUAUUAUUCUUCACCUGAUUUGUUGUAUGUUGGGAUUGCAAUUGAUGUGUGUGAAUUAGUCGUAAAUGGAAGAAGGAAGGAGGGAGAGAGAAAGAUAUGGGAAGGUCAGGGAAGAAGGAAGGUGGUGAGGAGAGAGAGUGAAGAAGGGGGGCUGCCAUGGAAAUCCUUGAGUUUAUUGCCUGAAGCAUCAGUAGGUCGGAAUUGUCUAAAUUUGAGGGUUUUGAAUUUUAGGUGUUCUUGUGUUGGGUUGCUUGAGGAGGCAGAGAUUGUGGAUUAUCUGGAUUGUUGGAAAAAUGGGUUCAGAAGGUCCUGCGCCGUCAACAGUAACAGACUAACAGUUCAUGUUAAGAAGUUUCAUGGAGUUGCUGAAAAUCCGACAGAGACAAUUGUGCGUAAUCUGAAAGAAUACAUGGAGAAGAAGGGUUUACCAAAAGGGCUGGCUUUAGGGAGCUGCAAUGUUCUUGAAACUGCAGGACUUGGGGCAGUUGCUCCUCUUCCUCAGACGCUGCCAUCUGCCAUUAAUAGGAAUGAUUCAGAAUUGCCAAAUUCUGGGACUGUUAUUUGGGUAUGCAGAGAUCGUAUAAUUCAGGAGGAGUUCAAUUCUCUAAGCCUUUCUAAGUUGCAGAAGUAUUUGACAGAUGAGGAAUACAGUCUCUCUCCCCGUCAGUUUUGCUCAGGUUUUCUUCUGGGAAAUAUGCUUUUUGUCCCUGCUACAAUAUGGCUCUUGGGUUUUAUAUCUUGUUGCGAGAUGUAGACCAAUUUGGUGCUAACUAUAACAGUUUUGCUGGCCGGCCAGUGAGAGAUAGAUGAAGAUAUAUCUCGACUAAAGACUAGUUGUCAGCUUACUAGCUGAUCUUGGCUGCAAUUGAUCAAUCUUGUUCGAGGAUCUCAUAAAUUAAAUCUCCCAGUUUGGGGCUGCAGAGCUACAUGCGGUCUCUUCCUUCAUAGGCGGGAUUGCGUCACAUGAAGUGAUAAAGUACUUUUCAGAUUGUCAGUUUCCAAGUUAUGACAAGGAGCAGAUUGACUAAGUAAGAACCGAAUGGGUGCGCCAUGUUGUUCAACAAUUGUAUAAUAGCUAGGUUAUGUUGAAGGAACAAAAAAAAUAAGACUCUAUUAAUUAAUGUAUUUUACGUAGUUUAAUGUUUAGAAUUUUAUUUUAGAUCUAUGUAAUCGGUUUUAUUAGGGUUACAAUUGCAAAAAUUCUUUUAAUUCAGGUUUGGAAAUUAAUUUUCAACUA
Messenger RNA from Spinacia oleracea (spinach), 1254 nucleotides. RefSeq lists its product as uncharacterized. The transcript is spliced from 8 exons. The coding region runs from base 1 to 771 and encodes 256 amino acids. The record is from RefSeq and is a predicted model, not a curated record. NCBI's taxonomy places the organism in Eukaryota, Viridiplantae, Streptophyta, Magnoliopsida, Caryophyllales, Amaranthaceae.